GACUUUAGUUUUGUUUUGGUAGCGACGCGGUCUGGACGCUUUUCGCAUUUUCUCUUCUAUAACGUUUUUUCCCGUUUACGAACAUUUUAUUUCGUUCAGACAGUUCUAUUUGAUUCGAGAUAUUACAAUUCGAAAGACUUAAUUAGAAAGAGUUUGGUUUCAAAACGUUUGUUUGAAAUUCAGACGAAAUCAGUUGACUAUAACGGUUGAAGACAAGAAAAUAUUUUUUUUUUGAAAAUGAGUGUUGAUGACAAGGUGAUCAAAAUAAUGCGCUAAGUAUACGUCCGUUGAAAAUAAUAUAGUUGCAAAAAACAAACUUUGCAGUUCAUCACUUUGAUAAAUUUUAACCGAAGAUUUCUCGUGAACGAUAAGCAUAAUUUAGUGCAAAUUUGUAUUGUUUUGAAACGGAAAAGAUUUAUGAACCGCAUGCACAAAUAGUCAAAUAACAGUUUAAAAAAACGAACAGUAAUUUGUGCAGAACUGAUUGCAAUCGAAUGCAUUAAAUUAGAUUUGUACUGCCCGGUGGCUGUAAACAAAUAAUUCUCUCACAAAGACGAGUGUAAUAUUGUGCCGCAUAACUAUUCCCAAAAUUUGUUUAUCGAAAUUAUUACAAACAAUAGAGGAUGGCCCCCUUCUGGUUUAUGGGGGCCCUCCUGAUGACGAUGUUGUUUGUACAGAGGGCCGAAUGUACAGCAGCAUCAACUAAUGGAUUAACAGCUAAUGCCGUAUCCGAGGAUCCCGAAUUCAUCGAUGUUAUUGAAAACAUAACAGUAACCCAAGGAAGGAACGUGAUUUUGAAAUGUUCGGUACGAAAUCUAGGACCGUUUAAGGUUGCAUGGAUACAUUAUGAACAGUCAGCAAUAUUAACCGUUCACAAUCAUGUUAUUACACGGAAUCCACGAAUUAGCGUCACCCAUGACAAACAUGAUAAACAUAAAACUUGGUUCCUUCACAUCAACAACGUGAAAGAAGAGGAUCGAGGUCGAUAUAUGUGCCAAAUUAAUACUGUAACCGCAAAGACUCAAUUUGGAUACUUGCAUGUAGUUGUGCCACCAAACAUUGAGGAUGCAUUAACGUCAACGGAUGUCGUUGUUCGUGAAGGUGCCAAUGUUACAUUAAAAUGUCGUGCAACGGGCAGUCCGAUGCCGUCAGUUAAAUGGAAAAGGGAUGACAACUCGAAGAUUUCCAUCAACAAGGCAAUGAGUGUCGUUGAGUGGGAAGGAGAGACAUUGGAAAUGUCGAAAAUAUCUCGAUUAGAUAUGGGAGCUUAUUUGUGCAUUGCUAGCAACGGGGUACCGCCAAGCGUAUCCAAACGGAUUAAAAUCAGCGUGGAUUUUCCACCGAUGAUUUGGAUACCUCAUCAGUUAGUGGGCAUUCCAUUGACCUACAAUGUGACACUUGAAUGUUUCGUAGAAGCAUUCCCAACAUCAUUGAAUUAUUGGGCUAGAGAGAACAGUGACAUGAUUCAUGACUCAAAUAAAUACAAGACUGAAACUAUACCUGGCACAGCAUUGCAUAAGGCCACCAUGAAAUUGUUUAUAAGCGAUGUGCAGAGAAGUGACUAUGGAACCUACAAAUGCGUUGCGAAGAAUCCGCGAGGCGAAACGGAUGGUACGAUUCGGUUAUACUCUUCAAGUCCGCCAACAACAAUUGCACCAAGUACCACUGAAACAAUUACCGAGAAUGUUUUCGUGGACUCACGGCACAGCUUGAACAAUUAUGGACAAUCAUCGACGCCUGUUGUACAUUUAUCUGAUAAAGGUUCAAAAUAUCAAUCAAACCUAAACGAAAUAGAUAAAUCCGAACAAAAAUCAUCUGUAGAUAGCACAAAAGGACUAAGGCCACAGAAAAUCGAUACAUUAUCAUCUAAUGGUCACACACAAACAUUCAGCUCUACAAUCAUUAUCCAACUGCUCCUAUUAACGGCUCUUAUGCACACAGUUACGUUAUGAAACAACUCUUAACCGAUAACGGCCUAACAAAACGUUUAAAAUGAAAAGUGAAUGAACACAAACAAAAAUAUAUUUUACUAAAGAAUGAAUUAGAAAAAAAAAACAUUUUUUUAUUGUUUUACCCCAUUAAAUAUGCCGAUAAAUCCAGCAGCAGGAUGUUAAACGAAUUUUUAAACCGCGAAUUGAAUUUCUAUUUGAAAUAGCCUCCAUGAAAAUAAAAUUAUUGUUGAAUCCAAUGGUAUUAAUAAAAUGAUUGAUGGAACACACACGUUGUAAGUCAAAAAUGUUUGAUGAAAAAUUAGUUAAUUGAAAGCAAAGAGAUGCACUAGUGGAAUUAUAAAAUCCGACAAUUUUUAUCACAAUCCAUCCCCAAGUUAUUUGUUCCACAUGCGUUACUACAGUGGUAAAUAAUACCACAUGAAUACCAUGUUACGGUACGUACUAUUCGUGAGACAUAACAAAAAUAGGCUCUAUCCCAUAUCUCUUGAUGUUCGUAGGAAUUGUCAUGACUCCUAUGAAAGGAUAAGUAAUUGCGAGCGUAGCAGGCGACAUUUUUUCAUACGGAUACUAACUUAGUAUAUUUAGAAGGAUUUUAUAUGCUCGUUAUUUGAUUAGUAUCUACUGUAGCAAAUCUUUUCGCUGUUAAUUACUUGCCGCAAUUUUUAAAUCUCAUUUCAGCAGGUAACGUACAAAGUUUCUCAUCUGCGGCAAUCAGGGCCUCAUUGUAACACUAAGAGUGUCCCUGGACAAAUGAUGAACGCCUUCGGUUUUUACUUGUUUGGCGUGACUCGAGACUCUUCUGAGUUGGAGUCCAUCCAAGUAAAGUUUGUGUCUUCAGUAACCAUAAUUCUUGUCGUCAAUAUUGUUAUUUCAGCUAAGUUUUUAUGUUACUGUUGCAUUACUCUCUCCAAAGUAAGACUAGGAACAGGUCGAUUUUGACCUGACCUGAACCUGAAACAGUCGACCUGACAAAAUUGAAGUCAUGUUUAGAUUUCUCAUUAAAAUAACCUGCACCUGACCUGAUUUACCGUUGACCUGCCGUGACGUGAUCUAGCCUGACACCUGACUUCAGGUAAAUUUUAAUUAGAAAUUUAAAUGAAAUAUGAAAAGAUUUACAUCAAAAAUCAGGUAACCGGGCAGGUCAGGUUAUGAUUUUCACGUCGAAUCAGAUUUCAGGUUAAUUCAGG
Bradysia coprophila is the source of this 3139-nucleotide messenger RNA. It is a transcript of the gene DIP-epsilon, whose product is annotated as Dpr-interacting protein epsilon. NCBI's taxonomy places the organism in Eukaryota, Metazoa, Arthropoda, Insecta, Diptera, Sciaridae. Gene Ontology annotation, cellular component: neuron projection. The record is from RefSeq and is a predicted model, not a curated record.